AUGGGAAAGGAUCAAACUCCUAAUAUCAGUAUAACAAACAACAGUAUACAUUCUCAGACACUCAACAACAAGGCCACAUUAUCUCUAAACAAGAAGAAAAGAGAUGCUAUUAACAAGAAACUUAUCCAGGAGAGACAAUCAGAGCAAACAAGUGAGAACUAUGUCCUGAUACCAGAACAAGCAGUAAUCCAGAUGCAGUCUGCAGAACAGAGUAAACUUAGUCAGAAAACCAUAUCAGAUGGUUUUGAAGAGGAGUACACAGUUACUGACCAUGACACACCUCUACAAAUUUAUGAUGUAUCCAAUGAGAGGCAGGAGCUUAGUAAAGAAGACAAUACAGAAAACUUAUCUGAUGAAUAUAGGGUCACUCAUUCUGAAGAUGAGGAAGACCCUGACCAAUGGGAGGAUGAACAACAGGAAAACCAAUUAGAGACAUUCAGAUCCAAUAUGGCAGCCUUAUUGCAGAAGGAAACUCAGCAAGAAAAGGAGAAGAAAGAGCCACCUUCCAAAAGUAAGCAGGAAAGGAAGAGGAGUAAACAAAGCUUAAUCAGCAGAUCAGAUAAUGUUGCAGUCAAAAGCAACAUCAACACAAGGUCUAAAUCCUACAAGUUAUGA
This is a messenger RNA of Solanum dulcamara, 615 nucleotides long. RefSeq lists its product as uncharacterized. Lineage: Eukaryota; Viridiplantae; Streptophyta; Magnoliopsida; Solanales; Solanaceae. The coding region runs from base 1 to 615 and encodes 204 amino acids. The transcript has a single exon. The record is from RefSeq and is a predicted model, not a curated record.